AAAAAUCGCACCAACUUUUUUAUUCGUAAAUAAUGCUGAUUUCGAGGGGGUUAUCGACGCUUAAAGCGGUGCGGGGUAUUCAGAACGCAAAUGUUUACGCGAAACAAUCCGUUAGGAACAGCGGAGCAUGGACUUACCGUAAGGGGCCUCCACCGUAUAGCAAAAAUAUGACACGUCUGCCGCAUCUGAUCCAGGCCUACGCAAUCUGGUGGAUCGUGUGGCAUCUUUGGACCCAAUUCGAUCACAUAACAGGUGAAUUCCCCUAUCCGGACCCGUCCAAAUGGACAGACGAAGAGUUAGGAAUACCACCGUUAGAUUAAACCACACUGUUCUUGUAAAAAAAAUUAAAAAGUGUAACAUUCUUUUAUUGCUUAAAAAUAUAAAUCUGUAGAAGUAUCAACGUGGUACAUC
Molecule: messenger RNA, 411 nt
Organism: Cylas formicarius (sweet potato weevil)
Lineage: Eukaryota; Metazoa; Arthropoda; Insecta; Coleoptera; Brentidae
Product: NADH dehydrogenase [ubiquinone] 1 beta subcomplex subunit 2, mitochondrial-like
Exons: 4
Coding region: 33-320 (95 amino acids)
Cellular component (GO): mitochondrial inner membrane
Source: RefSeq, a predicted model, not a curated record